Molecule: messenger RNA, 724 nt
Organism: Parathielavia appendiculata
Lineage: Eukaryota; Fungi; Ascomycota; Sordariomycetes; Sordariales; Chaetomiaceae
Exons: 1
Coding region: 229-531 (100 amino acids)
Source: RefSeq, a predicted model, not a curated record
GAAAACGCCGUUCGAGAUCUCCAUUCGAAAGGAGAUGCGCGCCGAAAGCCCAAUGUGACCAAUCUGCGAGCGUACGGCUGUACGGCGUAUGCGAUAACCACCACGGCGAUGCGGAAGGAGCAGCGCCUCAAGCGUUUAAACCCAAAAGCGUGGAUCGGAUACCUCGUCUGAUACACCUCGUCCAACACCUUCCGCAUCUGGAAUCCGGUCCCAAACAAGGUUGUGAUCAUGCGAGAUGUGAUCUUCAACGAACAAGAAAGGUUCAGUGGUGUGCUCGUAGAGCUUCGUGAUGAAGUACGAGAGCUUGAUCUAGAUGAGUUGUCCACUCUGUUGCAAGAAUACGCCCUCCCAGAGGAAGCUGAAGAACAGGUUAACCCAGCGCUCGCACCUCGGGGGGUGGAGGAAGCCCUCCUGGAUGGACUCAACAGAAGAAAUCCAAGAUACAAUCAUCGUUCGCACAUCCUCUGGAUCGCAGACCGGCCAAGAUGUGGAACCGAUUUCUCAUGCAGGCGCAGCCUCUCGCGGCUCUGAAAACUCCCGCCAAGCUGUGAAACCAACCCCUCGCGGCUCUGAAUCUAUGCGCCAAGUUGAGGGAGCCUCUCACCAACAAACCGGCCAUGCUCCGGAAAGCUCUCGCGAUGACGAUCGCCAGGUCCGUAGGCCGGUAUCCGUUUCCAGUUUUGGAUGCCAUGGAAGUGUAAAUCGAGUUUGCCGUCUGAGGCUG